AUGGACGACGACCGGACGCGGUCGCUCGAGCAAGAGGCCAUUGCGCUCGUGAGCCUGAGCACCGCCACGCACUUUGCGACGUCGGACCCGCCCCACGAGGCUCUCACUGAAGCGUCGGCGGAGCUCCUGGACGGCGCCAUUUCGAUGAAGUCGCUGCUCGUGACGCUCAAGAAGAAGCGCCCGUUGCAGCCCGAGAUCAAGCGCGAGGACGGUCCAGACGCGGGCAGUACGCCCGAGACGGACGUCGAUAGCGCCAAACUCCCGAGCUUCCGGACCGUGUUCCAGCCGCCGCGAGAGCCCCCGCUGCCGAAACAGGCGCUGGCGCCCGACAGCGUCUUUGUCGAGUCGGUCAUGGCCGCGGAGCUCAAGUGCAAGUACCGCACGGGCAAGUGCCGCAACGUGCGCGCGCUCAAGUCGUGCGGCGACCACCACAACUUGUGCAACUACCAUCGCCUUCGGGCCAAUGCAAACCAGCGCAAACUCGAUCGCAAGAAGAAAGAGCAGCGGCUCUUGCAGCAACAGCAGCAGCAGCAGCAACGCACGGCCACAGUCGCAGCCAGCGCGUCCUCACCACGCGCGGUGAAACAUCGGGUGUCGGUUUCUCCCUCGCCGCAUGCGGCCGCGGCGGCCCUCGCGUCGCUUGUGGCUGCACGGCAUCACUUUUAUUCGGUCGUUGCAGUGGACGUGACAGCGGUGCAAGAGGCAGCGGGCAAGACCAGCAUGGACCGAAGCACUACCGGCACGACGAGCCGUGUACGCCCCAAGCAGGAAGACGCCUGCAGUUAUUAG
Messenger RNA from Hyaloperonospora brassicae, 789 nucleotides. Lineage: Eukaryota; Oomycota; Peronosporomycetes; Peronosporales; Peronosporaceae. The record is from the annotation of a GenBank genome assembly.